Phlebotomus argentipes is the source of this 2042-nucleotide messenger RNA. RefSeq lists its product as uncharacterized. Gene Ontology annotation, biological process: embryonic development via the syncytial blastoderm; cell surface receptor signaling pathway via JAK-STAT. The transcript has 4 exons. NCBI's taxonomy places the organism in Eukaryota, Metazoa, Arthropoda, Insecta, Diptera, Psychodidae. Bases 1 to 837 code for a protein of 278 amino acids. The record is from RefSeq and is a predicted model, not a curated record.
AUGAGGAAGACAGUCUGUACCGUCGUGUUCCUAAGCAUCGCUGCAUGUUCCUUGGUGUGCGUACGAGCAUAUCCAACCCCAUCCGCCUUGUCCGCCCAGUCCUCCCAUAGAGCGGCCUGGAUUAACAUUUGUGGACAAGACAGACGUCUCAACACCACAACAAUACUGAAGGGAAAACAGCAAAAAUUGAGCCUCCACAAGGCUCUCAACAGAUCAAUCACUCAUUAUAGAAAUAAUUUGGCCCACAUCAGCCGAAAUCUGUGGCACUUACUAAGAUUAGACGAGCUGGGGGAUGUGCAACCCUACAAUUUUCCAGAGUUCCACCGCGCGCCAAAAGCAAUACACCAGCGUCUACAAAUCUACGUUGCAGUGUUUGAUGAGCUGCACGAGAAGGAAAAGGGAAAAACUCAACAAUAUGAAGAAGAUCAGAAGGCGGCGGAAAAUCUCAAGAGCUUGCGAAUAUGCACGCAAAAGCUACUGUGCAUGAUGGAGGAUAUGUUCAAUGGCACGGACAUGCUGAGGAUGAAGAACAAGAUGAAGCACAUCUCCGUAAAAGCUAUGCGAGAGAAGCUCGAGAUCAUCAAUAGAGACAAACUUGAAAAAUCAAUUAAACGCGCUCUCAUCGGUAUUGGCGACUUCUCAGAGAAAUUCCAAGAGUACAUUGAGAAGCGUUAUCACACAUUAAACGCGCAGGUGAACAAGCGACAGGAGACGAGAUUGGAGAAUUUGCUCAAGAAAUGUGGUGGAAAGCCAAAAGGUUGCGAUCCAAGGGAGAGGAGAAAAAUUAAGAAGUUAAGACAGCAAAUAAAGCAAAAUAAGAAAGCGUCACAGCAAUAGAUUGUACAUAGGUAAAGUGUCCAAUUGCCAGUUGAGUUCACUUAGUUUGCGAGCCUUCAGGCUCGAAGACAUUAAUUUGCAAUUGUGAAAACACCCAAAAUUAGUAUUAUAAGAUCAUUUUAGAGAUCAUACUUAAUGCAAAACUCAUGUUAUUCUGAUCUUCAUCAAAUAGUACAAUUAUUUACGAUACUCAAGCACACACAGAAACAGUCAAGGAAAAGAUUUGGUUUAUCUUGAUAUAUUACACUUUUCUCAAAAGCAUCGAUUACUAUUUAAAAAAAAGUAUGUAUUGAAUGUUAAGAAUGCAUGAAAUUCAGAGAAUCACGGCGAUUUUCACACUAUUUUCCCAUAUAUUUCACUGUAAUAGCUUUUCACUGAUGCUUCAUUGGAAUUCCAGUGCGAAAAACUUUGGUAAUUCCAGACUUGCAACAAUUAUCACGUGCAAUCCAUUGAUUCAUUUUUCUAAAUGCUAUUUUCCUCCACAUCAACUUGGAGGUGAUCCCUUCCCAAAUCCACUGGAAAAUCUAGCUAGAAUACCUCGCAUUAUUUAAAAAGGUGUGCUUAUGAGUAUCGGCUUCAUUACUGCGUAAUGAUCACCUACAAAUUGUAUUUGUGAGUGUUAUCAGAGGCAAGAAAACUUUAUAUUUAAGAGAGAUUUGACAAUGCGAAGCACUUCGCUUGAAAUUGCCACAAAGUUUUUUUCUUAAUGCUCUGUGAUAUAAAUUAGAUAAAAAUUUAUAUUAUGUGCCAAAAAGAAUUUUCCUCUUGCCAGAUAAUGGGAGGAAUCUUUGACAUUAGACUCUUGUAGGGCAUAGAACAUGUAAGGCAUAAAAGUAUAAUGACAAGUUGAACCAAAAUGUAGAGAGUUGUAGAUUUUUACAUAAUAUUGAGAUGAUUUUAAAGAGAUAUUUAGACUUGACAAAUUCCACAAGUAUUAUUUACUAUUUACAUAGUGUAUUAAGUGUAAAUAGUCUAUUUAUUUGUCAUUUAAACUCUUAAUAACAUAGUGUCCUCUAGGUUAAGUUUCAUUAGAUCACCAUGAGAAAUCCGGUAAUUGUACAUAUUUAUGAUAUUUAUUUUUUCGUACUAUAAUUUAUUGCGCCAACAGCAUUAUAUCCCGAAGUAUCAUUUUUUAGCAUUGUGUCUACUUGAACAACUAUUAUUUCUGUAAUAAGAUUUUAAAUAGAGCAAGCAAAUACACUUUU